GACCAAUGGGACAUAAUUAGACAUCCACCUUCGACGUGUUUUUUUUUUAGUCUUUACUUGUAUGCAAUGACUUCCGAUGAGAACAUGCGUCCAGAUUGCAGUGGUGACUUUGACUCAUCAUCGUCCAGCUGCAGUACAGCAUCUCCUGGUGGGGACACCCCGGGGUGCAGCCCGAAUCCGCCUGGAUCCCUCUCACCGGUGCCAAAGGAUGCUGACACCAGCGCGCCGGGCUCUUUUGUCCCCACGGUCACCGCAAUCUCCAGCUCGCCAGAUCUGAGCUGGAUGGUGCAGCCGACUGUGAUCACAUCUGUAUCGCCGUCCUCCAGUCGGGCAAAGCCCAAAAAUAAAGCUCAAAGUCUCUCGUCUUCCGCAGUUCCUGCAAAAAAGACAAAGACCAACAACCGGAAAGGGCAUAAAGAACAGCCUUCCAAAGAGGAGGAGGAGAGGAGGAGAAUCAGGAGGGAGAGGAACAAGAUCGCUGCAGCAAAAUGUCGCAACAGGAGACGGGAGCUGAUAGACACGCUGCAAGCCGAGACAGACCAGCUUGAAGAUGAGAAGUGUGCCCUGCAGUCCGAGGUGGCGGAUCUGAUGAAGGAGAAGGAAAACCUGGAGCAGAUCCUGGCCUCACACAGGCCAUCGUGCAAACUGGCUCCAGAGAGUGGAGAUGAGGAGAGCAAAGAUUCCAACAUGCCGCCCAGUCCCCCGGAGAAGUGCGACAGUGCCAUGACCCCGGACGGCAACACGGCUGCCAACAGCCAGGACAUGGACGCCGACCCUUGCAUCCCUGCCGCAGCCAUACUGGGGAACUCUGACAUCCUUCUCUGCUCCAGUGCUCAGGAGGACGCGAUGGAGGACUUGAAAGGAGAUGACCUGGAUGACUUGGUUCCCAGUCUGGAGAUGGCGGUCAUGACGGAGACGGCCGCAUCCGUCCCCGACAUAGACCUGAGCAGCCCCUUCUGCCUCUCAGACUGGGAGACGCUGUACAAGUCUGUGGCUAAUGACCUUGAAUCGCUGAACACGCCGAUCAUGUCUUCCAGUCCAACAUGUAGCAAUUACCGAUCCGUGUUCUCCUUUAAUUACGCCGAGAUCGACUGCUUAUCCGAGGGCUGUGAGGGUCUUAAAUCCGAUUCAUCCGACCACUUGAAAGAUAAUCUCAAUUCUCCAACACUUCUGGCCUUGUGAAUGCAAAUGUUAUGCAAUGAUUGUGUAGUUCUCUUCUUACCAGCUACGGAGCUACGGUCUCACAUAAUCUAUUGUAGUGUAAGUUUUGCUGUUGUGUUGACAUUUACAGGACAUGUAGAUGAUAUGUUUUCUCGUGACAGGGUCAGUCUCUUCCAACUGCUGGGGUAAUUGCUUGUACGGACUCAAAAGAUGCAUGCAAAAAAAUCAGAGAAAACCUCAUGUGUUUUUAAAAAAAAUCCCUUAAUGUGAUGUGGAGUCAGGUCAAAACUGUAUGUGUACUAUUGUAGACCAAGUUGUGUUGUAGUAACACGUGACUAUAGCAGGGUUAUAACUGUAGCAUUUAGGUGUAACAUCUUGCUGUAAGGUGUCCCCUAACUUGACAUUUCCAUGAACAAGGUUGUGCCAUGUAUUUUAUCCAGAUGUAUUUUAUGACACAGUUUAUUUUUUUACUUAUGAGAAUAUCAGAUGCAAAAAAGAGCGUAUAUGAUGCUGGAAAUAAAAACAAA
This is a messenger RNA of Synchiropus splendidus (mandarinfish), 1688 nucleotides long. Its product is annotated as protein c-Fos-like. Gene Ontology annotation, molecular function: DNA-binding transcription factor activity, RNA polymerase II-specific; RNA polymerase II cis-regulatory region sequence-specific DNA binding. Gene Ontology annotation, cellular component: nucleus. The coding region runs from base 67 to 1182 and encodes 371 amino acids. The record is from RefSeq and is a predicted model, not a curated record. Gene Ontology annotation, biological process: regulation of transcription by RNA polymerase II. The transcript has 4 exons. NCBI's taxonomy places the organism in Eukaryota, Metazoa, Chordata, Actinopteri, Syngnathiformes, Callionymidae.